Hydra vulgaris (swiftwater hydra) is the source of this 1982-nucleotide messenger RNA. RefSeq lists its product as uncharacterized. The record is from RefSeq and is a predicted model, not a curated record. NCBI's taxonomy places the organism in Eukaryota, Metazoa, Cnidaria, Hydrozoa, Anthoathecata, Hydridae.
UUUGUUUUGUAAGAUUUUUGUUGUUAUUAGAAACUGAUGUACAUAAUGAUAUGGUGUGUUAAGAUAAACAAGAUAAACAUGAUUUAAUCAUGAAUUUUGUGAUACUUAUUGUUCAGUCUUAUACUUGUAUGACAAAUUCAGUAUUUGGUUUUAUAAAAAAUCUACGAAGUCGCAAAACAAUAACAAUAACGUUGAUUAGUUUGAUUUUUUUACUAUACUUGUCAACAUCUUAUCUACUUCCUGCCCAUAGACAUUUCCACACAUCACAAGUGCAGGAUCGUGCUCUAAAUCCAAAAACAUGCUUAGAAAAUUCAAUAGAAAAAUGGAGAAUAUUGAUGCAACAAAGUGAUGCUAUUAUGAAGGAGUAUCCUGGUGCUCCCACAGAGAAUGUAUUUUUUCCAUUUACAGGCAACGGUUUUAUUGGUUUUUCAUCAGAAGGUAGUUUUUCAAAAUUUUUUUUACUUGAUCAAAAAGACUUUACAGAAAUAUCUUUUGCUCCUAUUGUUGAUGUUAAGAUAAGUGAACCCACUUCACAAAAUGAACAAAUUUUAGUUUUAAAUAUUGUUGAGGGUACUGUUCAUCGUCUCACAGGUUACAAAGUGAAUCGAAGUUGUGUAGUGGUAGAAGAAACAUUUUAUGCUCAUCGAUUUCAUAAAAGUUUAUUCAUUCAAAGUAUUGAAGUUACCAAUAGUGCCAAAAUGCCUAUACAUGCUGAGCUUUCUCUUGUAACCAAUUCUGAUAAUACAAAGCAACUAACAAAAAAAAUUGACACUAUAUUUGAUGGUAUAAAAGUAUUAUCAGUUCACGGAGUUGAAGAGCAUGAAACUAAAAUAGUGAACUUUACAAGUGUUAUUUCUAAUUUUCAAGCGCUUCUACGAAUUCCGCAACAGAGUAAAAAUAAAGUUGAUGUUUUGUCCAUCACAAAUUUUUCUUUUAUCCCAAUAAUAACAAGUAACAGAAAUCGAAAAUCGAUUUCCUCUGCUGUCACUAAUCUCUUUCAAAAGGAGUCUUUAGAUCUCUUGACUUCAGUUCUUAACAUCAAAGUAGAAACAUUACUUGAGCAACAUUUGAAAGGUUGGAGUGAGAUAUGGAAGGUCGGCGUUAGUAUUGCUUCGGAUAGUGACCCAGACUCACCUACAUCUCUCCAUGUUAAUCUCACAGAGUAUUACAUUUACAGCAUUUCUGUAUAUAAUCUUUCAUCUAAUAUAUUGCAGAAUGAUUGUUUCAGUGGUCCUCCUACUAUUAGAAAUGCUGCUUUAUGGGUUAUGCCUACUGACCUAAAAAGUCUUUAUCAAAUUAGACAGUCUUGGGAGAAUUUGUUUAGACGUUCUGGUUGUAUUUUGAAUGAUGUUGCAAGUUUUGUUUCUUACAGAGAAGCGAUGGCACUUAGUUUUAUUGGCUUACAAUAUCAACCUUAUCAUCUGCAACUUAGUUUUAACCCUCUUAAUUUGCGCUCAAAUAUCUCAGUGAGAAAUUUACCUUUAACAUUAUUUAAAUCGCGAGAUUUGUUAGGUUUAAAACUGAUUGUAAAUAAAGUCACACCUGACCAGUUUCUGUUAGUAAGUUGUGAUGGACAACAUAACCCUCCUAUUUAUAUUUGCUCAACUGCUUGUAGAAACGUUGUUUUGGUAGGAAGCACAAGUUUAAGUCUUCCGGUGUUUACUACUGAUCCUGUUACACCUCUUCUAUAUAUAUCUACAAAUAAAACUCACUUGCAGAAAUUGGGAAAUACGCCUUUUAUGCUAAUGGCAUUAGAAAAUGCAAAAGCAUCUCAUCAGAGUCAUUUAGAGGCUCACCAUUUUAAACUUUCGCCGAAGUUUUGGCUGUCUAUUGUUGUACUUAUUGUUGCGUUUCACGUGAUUGUUAUUAAAAUGAUUUUUAAUGAAUUUCGUAAAAAGCGAGUUGAGCCCAGAAAGAGGGGGUUUUAUAUAAGUUAGUCUUUGUAUUUUUUUACUUUGUUUACAUGAUUAAAACAAAAAUUU